Messenger RNA from Acanthopagrus latus (yellowfin seabream), 5406 nucleotides. It is a transcript of the gene ptar1, whose product is annotated as protein prenyltransferase alpha subunit repeat containing 1. Gene Ontology annotation, cellular component: cytoplasm. NCBI's taxonomy places the organism in Eukaryota, Metazoa, Chordata, Actinopteri, Spariformes, Sparidae. Bases 61 to 1479 code for a protein of 472 amino acids. The transcript has 7 exons. Gene Ontology annotation, biological process: protein prenylation. The record is from RefSeq and is a predicted model, not a curated record. Gene Ontology annotation, molecular function: protein prenyltransferase activity.
UCUCCAGGCUUCCGUAGUAAUGCUUUUCUUUUCCCCAUGUGACGGUUCAGUGUCUAUAAAAUGGCGGAGUCGGAGGAGGAGGUGGACGUCUUGGUCCAGAGAGUCGUCAAAGACAUCAUUAACGCGUUCAAGAGAAACCCCAACAUUGAUGAAAUUGGUGUGAUCCCGUGUCCAGAGGCUCGCUACAACCGUAGUCCCAUUGUGUUGGUGGAAAACAAACUGGGUGUUGAGAGCUGGUGUGUCAAGUUCCUGCUGCCGUAUGUCCACAACAAGCUGCUCCUGUACCGCCAGCGCAAACACUGGCUAGACAGAGAAGCCUUGGUGGAUAUCACCUGCACUCUGUUGCUGCUUAACCCGGACUUCACCACUGCAUGGAAUGUCAGGAAGGAGCUACUGCAGUCGGGAGUUCUUAACCCAGAGAAGGACCUCUACCUGGGCAAGCUGGCCCUCACCAAAUUCCCCAAGAGCCCAGAGACGUGGAUACACCGACGCUGGGUGCUGCAGCAGAUCCUGUGUCAGUUCUCUGCCAAGGGCCGGACCAGUAAGCAGCAGCAGCAGGGUGAGACAGAGCAGUCUGAUGCAGAAAGGAGCCAGCAGCUCGGGGACCAUCUGGCCAGGAUGCUCCACCAAGAGAUGAAGGUGUGCUGUGACGCUGCCUGCCUCUAUCCCAGCAACUACAAUGCCUGGUCCCACCGCAUCUGGGUGCUGCAGCACAUGGCCAUGGGCAAUGUCAAGGUUUUCCAUGAUGAGCUUUCCUCUAUGCGACUGUGGGUGUCCAUGCAUGUGUCUGACCACAGUGGCUUCCACUACCGCCAGUUCCUGCUCAAGGAGCUGAUCACUGAGCUCUCUCAGCCGCCGCCCUCCACCACCAAUUCUCCCCAGCACAACGCCAGCACAGUCCCCAGCAGCAGCCCUAGCCAUCACAGCCAAGCCCAGGCUAAUGGAGUGCUGUCAGGAGCUGAGGCAGCUGGUGAGGAGGAGAGACAGCCCAGCUUCACCACAAUUAUUCAACUCUUCCACCAGGAGAUGGAGCUGUGCUCCGACCUGAUCCACUCCUUCCCGGGACAUGAGACACUCUGGAGUCACCGGCGGCAUGUCUUCUACUUGUGGCACCAUUGGAGGAGGGAACACCAGCACUACAGCAGCAGUGGCAGCAAAAGAGGCAGUGAGUUGGUCCACCUCAAUGACACUGACCCAGGCCUGCAGACAGUUCGUGCGCAAAGCUGUGCAGGCCAGGGAGAGCGUGUGAAUGGACAGCGGCAUGCUACUGAAGCUAUGGAGGUAGAUGGGGUGUCCUUGCCAGAACUACGUGACAGCAAACGACUGAAGACAGGCAUCCUGCUGCCUGACCCCCCUGCCCUGACCUCUGAGUAUAGCUUUGUGAGCAGUAUCCUGGAUGACUGCUGUAACCCUGAGCAGAGACGAUUUGCCCUGGCAUAUGAGAAGUGGUUAGACACUGUCAUUGGUCAUCAACCUUGAGAGAGAACAGAUAGCUCCAUCCUUUCUCAAUAUUAAAGUUGCCUUUAGACACAGAUUUAGGAUCAGCUUGCCUACCUGUAGUGCUGACUUUAACUAAUAGUACUUCAGAUGCAGUAAUGACUUUAGAAAGCAGUCAUGGGGCAGCCUGGUUACGUACCUGUCCUCCUGACGGUGAAUAGAGAGGAUAGUGUCCCCAGUCUCUUCCUUGGAAACACCUGGAUUCUCUUGAGCUUCAUCUGAGCCACAACCCCUUCAGAAUAGAAAUCUGUACACAUAAAGGCAAUUGGCUCACUAUGUGUCUCAGUACUUUCUGUUCUUAUUUCAGGUUUCUCAAUGCCUCAGGUCAAUUUUUCAGUUUUUUUUUAUUUUUUUUAUUUUUUUAUUGCCAAUUGGCAUUCACCUGCACAUUUUUUUUCUCCAAUAAUUCAGCAAAGAAACUAAAUAAAGCUGCCACAGGAGGAGAAAUAAUGUCAUUUGCAGAGGUGAGAGCUGAGCAGAAUUUAGUUGACUCAAUAAAGAUCAUGCUUGUUGGACCUGAUUGUAUGGAAUGCCAAAGAGUCAGUAUUAACUAAAUUAAUAACAUAAUUCAUAUAGAUAAGAGGAGUACAAUACAAAAUGAAUAAUUGUUAAAACUCAAUAAAUGAUUUAUAAAAUGUUAUUUCAUGAUUCUUAUUUUCAUGGUAGCAGUUUGAUUAGAGGGAUAUUUUAUUUAACAAUGUCUUUUUUAAAUUUUUUAUUUUUUAUUUUUUUAAAAGUCCGUUUUGUCAAGUCAUUAGUGCUGCCACCACUCCCCACCCACUCAGGUUUGAGCUCUCAAAAAAAGUGAUAAAAAGAAAUGCUAGUGAGAAAAAUAUUUUCAGGAAAUAAAAACACAAAAAGGGCAUUUUUAGUAUUUUAUCUCUAUUGUAAUUAAGUCCAGUGACAAUACAAAUUCUUAAGUUACCAAACAUUUAACAAUCAUGAGUUGAGUUUUGAUAAUUAAAACACUAUAUGUUGGUUUCUCUUUUAAUUAAAUUUUUUUUUUUUAUAUUUUCAAUGAAUUGACCCUUUUUCCGAUGAUGAAACCUCUGGGGUGGAACAGAAAAAUGGUGGCUCUGGUUAAAAAUCUUUCCAACAAAAUCAGAAGACUUCUCAGCUUCACAUCUUAUUUCAUCUUUAUAUGUGUUCAAAUUCACUCAGGCCUCACUUGUUGCAGUGACAGGUUUUAAGCACAGCCAGACUCCUGUUUUUCUUUGAGGUUUCUUAGAUUUCCAUUCUGAAGGUGGUUACAUUUAUUAACAUUUUCAUUUGCUUCUUCUGUUGGUUCAUGUUCGCUGUUGGCAGUUGAUUUAUACCCUCUAAUUUUACUGGUGAUUAUAAUCAGUAAGUCUUAACAAUGUAGCGAAGUCACAGUAGCUUGCAACAGAAAGCCAAAAAGCUAGUUGGUGGUGUUUGCUAUGUGAAAGGGUAGUCAAAGCUAACUUAAAUGUCUUACCUUUUGCCAACCUGAACCAUUAAACACAUAGCAGAGAUGUUAACUUUAAGAGUUUGUUGGUACUGAUGUUUGGCUUUGAAGGAUAGAGUGACAUUCACUGGUGCUACAUGUUGCUGUUACUACAACUACUUCAUCUGUUACGAAGGAUAGUGUCCUACAGGUGAAAACUGAACAGCACUUUUGACUCUAUGAUGAUAAUAGGCAAUCAUUGCUUUGUGGAAUAUCAUUGCUAAAUGACAAUAUUACAAUAUUUUUAAAAUGUUGUCUGUUAUUUUGCACUGGGCUAGUUAACAGUUGGCCUAGCUCUUUAAUGUAACUACUUUGUAUAAUGAUAGACAUACUGGUGGAAAAAGGUCAAAAAUCUACACUAUGUCUUGUGUUAAUUUAUAGCGUUACUUAUAUUAUUGUAACAUGCUGUAUCUGCACUGUUUAUCCCUUCAAUAAUGUAAAAGGUGAAAAUGAUAACUCCUCUCACUACUUUGUCUCAUAUAUGUAUAUAUAUUUAUUAAGGGAAGAAUGGUUUUCUUGAAUUUUAAGCUAACAAAAUUCAGUUCACCUGUAUUUCAGAUUUUUGCCUAGAAAAUAGAAUAGAUUGCACUUUGAAUAGGAUCCAUCUUUUUGAUGCCCAAUAAUAUCAUGGUUCAUUAUUGCUACUUGAUUAGCUGUCAAAGACAUAUCGGUGCACAAAUUACCAAAUACAUGAAUUUAGACAGAUGACAUUGUUGUUCCAUCAGUGUAGUCAUGGACACAUUAGCAUUCACUGUGUGUACUAAGUGGUCAUAUGAACACACACACUGUUUGUGUCCUAGUGGGCCCUUGGUGAUAUUUGGGUACCUUCACAUAUGUAUAUAGAGGUUUGAUAGGAUCCCUGACAUUGGCUCAUCCAUAAAAACAAAAUGGUGUAUAUUGUGUUAGUGGCCGCAGAAUGCACAGGCUAGCUAGCCAAUGUUGCCUAGCUCGCUCUCCAUUACAGCCUCCAUGUGCUUCCAUGUAACCCUUACCAAGUUGUACUUAACUUCUCUAAGAAACCAACAAUAUAAGGGUCAUUGUGUAAGAUGCUCUGUCACCUCAUAUCACUGUGUACAUGAUCAUAGAUAAUCUUGCAACUAAUAUUUUUGAACCAUGUAUUCUUUAGGUUUGUUCAUCACAAAUGAGUGUAUAUCAGAACUGUAUGUUGGGGAUAUUUUAACAUCCAUGUAGACCUAGAACACAAACUUUGAAUACAAGACUAUCUAUGCAGAAAUGUUUUUUAAAGGUUCAACAAGCUUUUAAAAAGAAUAAUGUAGCCUCUGUUUUUCUAAUUUAUUCUUUAGUUGACUUCAGUUGAGGGUAUUUACCUAAGGAAUAAUCCCUAGCAUCUUAUUCAUUUUCUAUUUAUUUAUAGGGUUAAAGUCUUAACUUUUCAGUGUUUUGUCAUCUGCUUACCAAGGAAAUAUAGCUCAUCUGGGAUAAACACUUUUUACCUGCUGUUUUUGUUUGUUUGAGGUGUGUGUGUGUUUGUGUAUGUGCAUAUGUGAGGGUGGGUGGGGGCAGUUACUGCACUGAUGCACAAGAAUUUACCAAAGUCUGAGAAGUGACUAAAGAGGUUUACUGUUCUUGAGGCACCAGUAUGCUCCAUCAGAACUGCAUGUUGAAUGGUUAAAUAGCUCUGUAAACCCCUCCCAUGUUUGAAAAUUCCUGUAACUUCCCAAAGCCAACGUUCCCACCCUUCACCUGUGUCAACAAUGUGAUUGGCCAGCUGUGCAGAGGUGAAAAGCCAGGGUUUGAAUUCCUCUCUUAGUUAUCUGUCUUUUGUUUUAACUGUAAAUCUGAUUGCAGCCUUUUCAACUUCAAAUGUGGCCAUUUUAGAAGCUCUACAGCUAUACACACUUCAAUUUCCAACUUUUACAAUGUGUGAAAAAACCCAGUCAUCUUUCACGUAUAACCACUUCCAUUAGCAUUGACUGGAUUUUUCUAACUUGAUCAUCAGGUGUAAAGUUAGAGUGUGACAAGGUACAUACUGUAACUGUUAGUACAAAUUGGUCUGUAUGAAAUGUACUUGUUUAAGCAUGGCUUUUUAUGGAGUUGACUACAAAAUCUGAGCUCACAAUCCUGAAAACUGGGUUUGUAUUUAUGCAGCUGUUAAUCAUUUUUUGAAUUGUCUAUUCUCGUCAGGUUUAUUUUUUUAGCUGCUGAUAUCAUGUCUCAGGAUCUUGAUAUACCAGUAUGUGAAGGAGUCCCACUGGGCACCUGUCUCAGCCCGCUUUUCUUGUACUUUACAUGCUUCCACUGGGUGAUUUCACCAAUAUCCAUAACGUCAAUUCUCAUCAAAAUCUUAGAGGAGCUUCACAAGACUAAUAAUUUGACCUGACCUACAUGUUUGCUGUUAGUAUUUUGUUGAAACGCAGUUGAUAUUUAAACAGUGACUAUUUCUCUGAAGUUUGGCAAGCUGGAUUAAAACAAAUGUGAGAAGA